AUGCUCGCGGCAGGGGUCGGAGGUCAGAGCGAGCGUCUCGCGGGCCGGAGAAGGAAGAUGGCGGUGGAGUCGCGCGUCACCCAGGAGGAAAUUAAAAAAGAACCGGAGAAACCGAUCGACCGGGAGAAGACCUGCCCGCUGCUGCUGCGGGUCUUCACCACCAAUAACGGCCGCCACCACCGGAUGGACGAGUUCUCCCGUGGAAACGUGCCUUCCAGCGAGCUGCAGAUCUACACUUGGAUGGAUGCGACUUUGAAAGAACUGACAAGUUUAGUGAAAGAGGUCUACCCAGAAGCUAGAAAGAAAGGCACCCACUUCAAUUUUGCCAUCGUUUUUACGGAUCUGAAAAGACCCGGCUAUCGAGUGAAGGAGAUUGGCAGUACCAUGUCUGGCAGGAAGGGGACUGACGACUCCAUGACCCUGCAGUCGCAGAAGUUCCAGAUAGGAGAUUAUUUGGACAUAGCUAUCACCCCGCCAAACCGGGCACCACCUCCUUCUGGGCGCAUGAGACCCUAUUAAAUUUCUGUCAGUUUCUUGAAUGUAUUUUCCUGUCAGUUAUGUAAAAUAAACGUCACUCUUUUUUCCUUCCCUGAUAAUUGCCAUUAAGCCUUUAAACUCUAAACGAAGUGUAAUGCAGCUAUAUACAGUAGAUUGGGCUGUGUUAUGGUUGAAUAUAAAUUAAAAGUCCAUAUUGUUUCAAGCUCUUCUGUAAAAUACAAAGAAAGUGCUCUUAGCAUUCUGUGUAAAACUGCAUUGUUAAAUAUAUGUGUGCAAUCAA
Molecule: messenger RNA, 778 nt
Organism: Chrysochloris asiatica (Cape golden mole)
Lineage: Eukaryota; Metazoa; Chordata; Mammalia; Afrosoricida; Chrysochloridae
Gene: SAP18
Product: Sin3A-associated protein, 18kDa
Exons: 4
Coding region: 1-519 (172 amino acids)
Biological process (GO): negative regulation of DNA-templated transcription
Cellular component (GO): nucleus
Molecular function (GO): transcription factor binding; transcription corepressor activity
Source: RefSeq, a predicted model, not a curated record